Messenger RNA from Papilio machaon (common yellow swallowtail), 1701 nucleotides. RefSeq lists its product as uncharacterized. The coding region runs from base 61 to 1701 and encodes 546 amino acids. The record is from RefSeq and is a predicted model, not a curated record. The transcript is spliced from 11 exons. Lineage: Eukaryota; Metazoa; Arthropoda; Insecta; Lepidoptera; Papilionidae.
UAUGAAUCAGUGCGUAAAAAAUAUGAGGAAGCAAUCGAAAGCGACGACUUCGACAAACAAAUGUUGGAUAUGAUGCUCAAAACUAAAGGGACAGCCGAAAGAGUUUCUCAAAAAUCCGGCAGUGAUCCCGGGAUCAUACCGGCAGGGAUCAAUCUUGGAGGUUACAGUAUGAUGAGACUACGAAAUUCUAUUCUAUUCUUUCACCGAAUGAAGCUCAGGAACAACACACACUUUCGCGUUGAUGUCUUGCACAAUAAUUUAUCCAACAUGGUGCUGACUGCCAAGUUGUCGCUUAAUGAUCUCCACAUACAUGGGGCGUAUGAACGUCUUAUUACUGAAUCAGAUCCAUCUGAACUCUUCUAUAAGCCUACAUUCGGAGAAGUAGAAUUUCUAUUACGAAACGUGAAAUACAAUAUGGAAGGAAGGUACCGUUUGCUACGGAACAAACUAAACAUCGAACUUGUUGUUUCCGAUAUAAACACAAACGACAUAUUGAUGACUUAUCAAAAUAAUGAAGCUACAACUAAACCUAUAACUUUACAACGGAAAAAUAUAGAUGAGUUUCUGGAUAGAUUAAAAACGGACCUUGACAAAUGGUUGAAAGAUUACUUUAACGAUUAUUUAAUGUAUUUUGGUUUGGAGGGGAGUAAAGCUAAUGCUGAAUUAUUGGAAUAUGAAAAGGAAAAAAGUCUCGCACUUAACGAUUAUACCGAUCAAGUUUUAGAAAAAAUGAAGAAAAGAUUAAGAGAAUUAGAUUUCGAAGCUGUUCAAAUUCCGAAGUUCGCAGUUACUGCUGUUACUGGAAUGCAAAUAAAGCUUACGAAUGGUGUGCUACGGGGCUUAGACACAAUUCAUAGAAGAGGUGUAGCGACAUGUAAGAAAGAGGACAAGUUUCGUAAAAUAGACAUGAUGAUUGGAUUUAGUAGUUUACAGGCAACUUACCAAUACGAAGCUGUAUUCAACACAGGAGUGCCUCCAAUAAAUGGCAUAUUAUUUGUAACAGCUCAUGAAUUAACAGCUCACAUGGGACUAGUUCUUACUAAAAACCCACAAACUUUAAACAUAGUCAUUGACUCCGUAGAACAAGCAAAGCCAGAAUCAAUAACUGUAGAAGGACCUGCAAAUAGGAUUAUAGGGAAUUUUAAGAAUUUACUUGAACGGCAUGUGUUCACAUUUAUUUCUAAUGCUAUUAUUCACAAUGUAAAGAUGAUCAGUACUAUUACACAUUGUGAGCCAAGACUAAAUCCAUUUCAUAUAGAAGAGCAAACCUUUUCCCAAGAAAACGAACCAAACACCGACGGUAGCAAUAAAAAUGAGUUAAGUUACAAAAAUGAAGAACAGAUAAGUGAAAUAACAAAAGAAACUAACGAUUCAGAAUCAAAUGAAAUUCUAAAUGGUGACAGAAAUGAUACUACUAAUAUUGAGAUAUCAAUUGAUAAAUACGAAGGCGACGCUACAUCCGGUAGUAGUGAAGAAGAAAUUGAAGGGGAAAAUCGAAGCAAUGUGAAAACAGAGGAAGUCGAAAGAAUCAAAAGCCAUAUUGUUUUUAGCUAUAGCGACGAACAUCAAUUAAAAAGUGACAAUUCAGCAAGCGCAGAAACUUCUGAAACCAAAGAGAAUAAAAAGAAAAAACCUGUAUUGCCAAAACACAAACAAAAGCGUAAUGAAAAGAGUUCUAUAUUAAAUAAAGAUGAAAAAUAG